This is a messenger RNA of Coregonus clupeaformis (lake whitefish), 2688 nucleotides long. Its product is annotated as V-type proton ATPase catalytic subunit A. The transcript is spliced from 15 exons. Gene Ontology annotation, cellular component: lysosomal membrane; proton-transporting V-type ATPase, V1 domain. Gene Ontology annotation, biological process: ATP metabolic process; proton transmembrane transport. Gene Ontology annotation, molecular function: proton-transporting ATPase activity, rotational mechanism; ATP binding; ATP hydrolysis activity. The record is from RefSeq and is a predicted model, not a curated record. NCBI's taxonomy places the organism in Eukaryota, Metazoa, Chordata, Actinopteri, Salmoniformes, Salmonidae. The coding region runs from base 165 to 2018 and encodes 617 amino acids.
CCAUAAUGGUAGCAGUUGCAGUGUUAUGAGUCUGGAGUCUCGCGAUCUGCAAAGGUCGGAGUAAAUGAAGCGGAUAAUUUGCUAUCGUAUCUCCACUCAUAUCUUCCCAAGGCAGAGGAUCAAGACGCUGGACCGUUUAAUUUCUAAAGAUCUAGCCUGUCAGGAUGGACCUGUCCAAGCUGCCUAAAAUCCAGGAUGAGGAGAAGGAGAGCGAGUUUGGAUACGUCCAUGGAGUCUCCGGCCCAGUGGUGACGGCCACUGCCAUGGCUGGAGCGGCCAUGUAUGAGCUGGUGAGAGUGGGCCACAGUGAGCUGGUGGGCGAGAUCAUCAGGCUGGAGGGAGACAUGGCCACCAUCCAGGUCUACGAGGAGACAUCGGGUGUGUCUGUUGGGGACCCAGUGCUGCGGACGGGGAAGCCUCUGUCUGUGGAGCUGGGCCCAGGCAUCAUGGGCUCCAUCUUUGACGGUAUCCAGCGCCCCCUAAAGGACAUCAACGACCUAACACAGAGCAUCUACAUCCCCCGCGGAGUCAACAUCGGAGCCCUCAACCGAGACCUCAAAUGGGAGUUCUCCCCCGUCAAGAGCUUACGGGUGGGCAGUCACAUCACAGGGGGUGAUAUCUACGGGAUGGUGUUUGAGAACUCCCUCAUCAAGCACAAGAUCAUGCUGCCCCCGAGGAACAGAGGAACCGUCACCUAUGUGGCUCCCCCCGGAAACUAUGACGUCUCGGACGUGGUGUUGGAGCUGGAGUUUGAGGGUAUGAAGGAGAAGUUCACCAUGGUCCAGGUCUGGCCAGUGCGACAGAUUCGUCCGGUCACAGAGAAGCUACCCGCCAAUCACCCACUGCUGACCGGACAGAGAGUACUGGACGCCCUCUUCCCGUGUGUCCAGGGAGGAACCACAGCCAUCCCCGGAGCCUUUGGCUGUGGUAAAACUGUCAUCUCCCAGUCCCUGUCAAAAUACUCCAACAGUGAUGUCAUUGUCUACGUAGGCUGUGGGGAGCGAGGGAACGAGAUGUCAGAAGUUCUGCGAGAUUUCCCCGAGCUGACCAUGGAGGUGGAUGGGAAGACUGAGAGCAUCAUGAAGAGAACAGCGCUGGUGGCCAACACCUCCAACAUGCCUGUGGCUGCCAGAGAGGCCUCUAUCUACACAGGCAUUACACUGUCUGAAUACUUCAGGGACAUGGGCUACAAUGUGAGCAUGAUGGCUGACUCCACCUCACGAUGGGCUGAGGCUCUCAGGGAGAUCUCUGGUCGACUGGCUGAGAUGCCCGCUGACAGUGGUUACCCAGCCUACCUGGGUGCCCGUCUGGCGUCAUUCUACGAGCGUGCUGGCAGGGUGAAGUGUCUGGGCAACCCAGAGAGAGAGGGCAGUGUCAGCAUUGUAGGGGCUGUGUCUCCCCCUGGUGGUGACUUCUCUGAUCCUGUGACAUCAGCUACCCUGGGUAUCGUGCAGGUGUUCUGGGGACUGGAUAAGAAGCUGGCCCAGAGGAAGCACUUCCCGUCAGUCAACUGGCUGAUCAGCUACAGUAAGUACACGCGGGCGCUGGACGAGUACUACGACAAGCACUUCCCUGAGUUCGUCCCACUGCGCACCAAGGCCAAGGAGAUCCUGCAGGAGGAGGAAGACCUGGCUGAGAUCGUACAGCUGGUCGGCAAGGCAUCGCUGGCCGAAACAGAUAAGAUCACCCUGGAGGUGGCCAAGCUCCUCAAGGAUGACUUCCUGCAACAGAAUGGUUACACCCCCUACGACAGGUUCUGUCCCUUCUAUAAGACGGUAGGCAUCCUGUCCAACAUCAUAGCGUUCUACGACAUGGCGAGGCACGCGGUGGAGACCACGGCUCAGAGCGACAACAAGAUCACCUGGUCCAUGAUCCGAGAACACCUGGGAGAGAUCCUCUACAGACUCAGCUCCAUGAAGUUCAAGGACCCAGUGAAGGAGGGAGAGGCCAAGAUCAAGUCCGACUACACCCAGCUGCUGGAGGACAUGCAGAACUCCUUCCGCAGCUUGGAAGACUGAGCCUUCACCCUGGACCUUUCACCCCUGACCCCAGGGGCAGUGCAUGUCUGUGUCGCCCCCCCUCUCUCUCUGCAGCCACCUCUACUGCAGCAUCACAUUCCACUGCCUCAUGUUUACACCCAACCUAAUGCCAUAAGUUUACCCAACGUGUGUGUGAAUGUGUAUGGGCAAGAAGAGAACGAAAUGUACUGUAUUCUUGUAUUCUGUUGCCUCCCACACUCUAAAUACCCCAGUGUAUUUGCCCCAGCAUGGUCGAAGAUCUGCCCCAAUACCUUAAUGUGUGUAUGUUUACAUGUCUGUGUGUGUGAGACAUCUCACUCUGAACCCCUGCACUGCCCCUCCCUCCCCCUGUUUGUUUUGGACAUGGUCUCUGACCCGAUCUGUGUACCUGAAGACUUCAGUUGAUGUAAUUAUCAUUCUUUACCCCUCUAUCUGUACAGAAGAUUAACAUUAAAUACUUAAUAAGCAGAGUGACUCUAUAUUUGUUGCAGGUGUCUGACAUGGACAACGUGUGGGCUGGUUGUUCAUAUUUUGUGAUUUGCGCUGUGUAGUCUUGUGUACUUGCUGUACGUGUGUGUGUGUGUGUGUGUGUAAGAGGUGGGCUCUCUCGCCCUGUCCUUUCUACUGCUCAUGUGACAAGUCCCAAAAAAUUAAAGGCAACCAAACAAAA